AUGCACAGGCUCACUGACAAGCAGCUGAAGCAUCUCAGCAUGAGCAGAACUGCUCUUAGAGUUACAGCUUCGAUCCAAAGCAGCCACUUCUCUGGGGAGCAGAUCAGCACUGAGGUGCCGUUCAAUCCCGGGUUUUAUGCUGACCAAACGGAAAUGCUUUUAAGCAACCAUUACACAAGCUCUGAUGUGAAAAUAUUUGGUGCCACUGAAAUUCUUGAUACCCUGGAGGUGAAAUGUGGGUCAUCAACAGUGAAGGCAUUUGAGAAGGAGAAAUCCUAUGGGCUGCCUAGUUAUGCAGUCUACACCGUUAGUCUGUCUGAUCCAAGAGUUUCCAGCCAGGGAUCCUUCUCAACCACUCUGACUAUCUCUAGUCCUAUGACUGACCAGUCUAUCACAAUCCCAGUGACGGUGAUUUACUUGACUGACAGAACCAGUGCACCAGUGAGACAUGGAGCCAGUCUGUUCCAGCACUUUCUUGAUUCGUACCAAGUAAUGUUCUUCACACUCUUUGCACUAUUAGCAGGAACAGCUGUUAUGAUUAUAG
Messenger RNA from Nestor notabilis (Kea), 544 nucleotides. RefSeq names its product nuclear pore membrane glycoprotein 210-like. The transcript has 3 exons. Gene Ontology annotation, cellular component: nuclear pore. NCBI's taxonomy places the organism in Eukaryota, Metazoa, Chordata, Aves, Psittaciformes, Psittacidae. The annotation marks the transcript as partial. The record is from RefSeq and is a predicted model, not a curated record.